This is a messenger RNA of Arachis ipaensis, 1966 nucleotides long. The record is from RefSeq and is a predicted model, not a curated record. Lineage: Eukaryota; Viridiplantae; Streptophyta; Magnoliopsida; Fabales; Fabaceae.
GUCGUAGAUGCAACGCGCCUGUGAGCGGUGCAAGCUACUGUUUGAUAGACAUGAUGGGCAUUUGUUCCUCCUUGAAAGCAAAAUCCUGAAUUAGGUUUAUCACUGCUCAGUUUCUAUCUAUUUCCCUUUCAAAUUCUCUCUCUUUCUUUACCAAACCAGUAAGCAAGGUACGUUCAGACUCACUGAUCCAAUGACCUCGAAGCUACUUGCUUCUAAUCUCCGUCACCACCUCACAAGAUCCGCCCGCAUCCUCUUCCGCAGCCAACCGCUUUCAACUGCGACAGCAGCGGCGGCGGACUCGUCCCAACCCUAUGAAGACGCCGCGGGAAUCACGAUGAAAGGGGUGAAAAUCUCCGGUAGACCGCUUUACCUGGACGUGCAAGCGACCUCACCGGUGGACCCUCGCGUGCUGGACGCCAUGCUCCCCUUCUUCCUUUCUCGCUACGGAAACCCUCACUCUCGAACACACUUCUACGGUUGGGAAUCGGAUGAGGCUGUUGAGCGAGCACGGUCUCAGGUUGCGGCCCUUGUAGGCGCUUCCCCCAAAGAAAUAGUCUUUACCUCAGGGGCAACUGAAUCCAACAACAUCUCCAUUAAGGGUGUGAUGCAUUUCUACAGGGAGAAGAAGAAGCACGUGAUUACCACCCAGACUUUGGUUGAUUUGGAGAAGCUUAGGGCUGCUAUUAGGCCUGAUACAGGUCUUGUUUCUGUGAUGGCUGUCAAUAACGAGAUUGGGGUGGUUCAACCUGUUGAGGAAAUUGGGAAGAUUUGCAAGGAAUUCAAUGUUCCUUUUCACACUGAUGCAGCUCAGGCUUUGGGGAAGAUUCCUAUUGAUGUUGAAAAGUGGAAUGUGAGUUUGAUGUCUCUGAGUGGACAUAAGAUUUAUGGACCUAAAGGUGUUGGGGCUUUGUAUCUUAGGAGGCGGCCGAGGAUUCGUGUCGAGCCUCAGAUGAACGGUGGUGGACAAGAGAGAGGGAUUAGGAGUGGAACUGUGCCUACCCCUUUGGCCGUGGGGAUGGGUGCAGCUUGUGAGUUGGCAAUGAAGGAGAUGCAGUAUGAUGAGAGGAGGGUUUCCAUGUUGCAGGAGCGGUUGCUUAAUGGGAUUAGAGACAGGAUUGAUGGGGUUGUGGUGAAUGGAAGCAUGGAGAGGCGCUAUGCUGGGAAUUUGAACUUGUCCUUCGCUUAUGUUGAAGGGGAGAGUCUUCUUAUGGGGUUGAAGGAGGUUGCUGUAUCUAGUGGCAGUGCCUGUACCAGUGCAAGCUUGGAGCCUUCUUAUGUGUUGAGAGCAUUGGGUGUGGAUGAGGACAUGGCUCACACUUCCAUUAGGUUUGGGAUUGGGAGGUUCACCACAGAGAAGGAAAUUGAUAGGGCGGUUGAACUCACGGUUAAGCAGGUGGAGAAGUUGAGGGAGAUGAGUCCACUUUACGAAAUGGUGAAGGAAGGUAUCAACAUCAAAGAGAUUCAAUGGGCACAGCACUGAUUAUCAGGGAAGUUCAUGACUUAAUUGGAUUCAUAUAUAGCGAGCUGAAUGAAUUGGACCUGGAUAACAUCCCUUCGGAGAUAGCUAAAUAUGUGUGCUGCUCAACCAUAUAAAUAAUCGAUGAUCACCCAGGUUUUUGGCGCCCUUCCAGACUCGUUUCGAGAAUCACAAUAGGUAAUUUAGGAUGAAACAUGCUCUUAAAUGGUUAUGUAUAAUAAUACCUUUCUAGGAUUGCUUACAUUUCUUGGCACGUACCUAUAUUACUUUGUCAUAUUGGAAUGAACACUUAUGCUCAUACUCAUUUUCUAGUUUUGUUUUAUUGUUUUUGUUCAUUGUUAAUCUUAACACGUAUGCCAACUACAUAUUGUGUUUCUUGUAUUAAUGCAUUUUGCUCUCAGAAUACUGAACUAGACGAUGAUAGUUGAAUAAAGCAUAUGGUUGUAUGCUAUCGACAACCUUCAAUUUGCUUGGUUGUUUCUUGUUUGA